This is a messenger RNA of Ilex paraguariensis (yerba mate), 1692 nucleotides long. The record is from the annotation of a GenBank genome assembly. Lineage: Eukaryota; Viridiplantae; Streptophyta; Magnoliopsida; Aquifoliales; Aquifoliaceae.
GUCUCUAUCGAGCUCUGGUAAUGGCGGUUUCAUCACCUCCAGUCCGCUUUCCUCUUCGUCUCACCACCACCACCACCGACCGUCUCGGUUCGUGUUGCCUCAUCAGCCCUGCUACAAAAACCACCACUCGACGGCGGCCAGCGAUUAGGACUUUCUCAUACAAAUCGAAUAGUAGAUCGGCGAGUGACCAGAAUAGAGAAUUACUGGAAAAAUACGGUCUCAAUCCUGACGAGUUCUUAUCCGAACCAUCUCCAAAGACAAGGAGGAGAAAGGAGCUGCAAAAGACUGGAGGAGGGAAUCAAGUCUCACCAGAGAAAUCCAAGCCACCCCGGGAGACCCAUAAAUUGCUACAGGUGCUUGGAGGAAAAGCUCGAAGGAAGAAAUUGCUAUCACCAAAGGGUAUGGAUGUACGACCAAUGAUGGAAGUUGUAAAAGCUGCAGCCUUUGGUAUUUUGCAGGCGGCUGGUGGCUGUCCUGCUUCUUUAAGGUCAGGUCGCUGGUUAGACUUGUACAGUGGCACAGGAUCUGUUGGUAUUGAAGCUAUCAGCCGAGGAUGCUCCGAGGUGCAUUUUGUUGAGAUGGAUCCUUGGGUUGUUUCAGAUGUUCUACGACCAAAUUUAGAAUGGACUGGGUUUCUUGAUGUCUCUGUGAUACACCCUGUUCGUGUUGAAAAUUUUCUCGAACGGGCAGAGCGAAUUAUAGGUGGGCCAUUUGAUUACAUUAGUGUCACACCUCCAUAUACACAAGUGGAUUAUGGAGUCCUGAUGAAUCAAAUCUCAAGUACGUCUGUAGUUGGAGAGGAUACCUUUAUAGUAGUGGAGUACCCAUUAAGAACUGACAUGCUGGAUUCAUGUGGGUCUCUUGCAAAGAUAGCUGAUCGGCGGUUUGGCCGGACACACCUAGCAAUAUAUGGACCCACAUGGGCACAGAAGAAGAGAAAGUCGGAGGGGUUGUAGCAGGAGAAGUUAGUGGAAAUGGAUAAUGGAUGAGUGUAGUGGAAUUAAAUUGAUCUCCACUGAAUGCCAUUUCGUGUUGCUGAUGCUUUAUUGUUCACUGCACUCAACAUUUAAUCAACUUACAUCAGCUUCCAGAGGUCUUCAUGGUGCAUGUCUUUGGUUCUUUCAGCAAUCCUUGGCUGCUUAAUAAGUACAAAGAGAUCAAAUUAAUCUGAUCCCAAGGUCAACUGAGUUUGCACUGAAUAUACAAUGGAAUUGAGAAUUGUGUAGUCAGCUUACUGUCAGGAAGUUCAGUCGAAGCUUGAAGCUCUGGUCAGAUUAAUUUGUUUUAAAGAAGUCAGAUGCAGAUUGAGCUGGAUCUAAUUAGCAGAUGCUCCUCUCCGAUCCCUCAUAUUAUGCUAAUCAUUAGUAUUGAUCUUCUUCAAGUUCAAAUCACAUUCUUUUGUUGAUGAGUCUUCCUUUUUUGGUCUCUGUUAUGUAGCAAUCUUUUACUGGUAUAGUUUGCACUUUAGUUUCUUUCUCUCCCUCUUUUUUUAAUCUGUCAACUUCAAAUUGUCUUUGUAGAUUUGAAAGCCUGAUAGAUUUCCUGGGACCAUUGAAUGAUGGCCUCUGAUUCCUACAUGUACAAGGAACAUAAUGGUAAAGAAACUGGUGUAUUUUAUGGUAUGUGAGCUUUAACAGAUACACAUUCCCGACAUUGUUGAGACAGUUGCCCACAAGUAUCUUUCAACUCCUA